AACGUCACCCGUUUGUUUAUUUUGGUUUUCCUAUCUCCCUUGCUCCGAUACGUUUUUACUUAUUUCAACCUUUUUCAUGCAAGAAUUCCACUAAAAGAAAGGAAAUGUACUUUUUCCGUUCCAAAGACUCGUUUCCACGCUAAUUUUACUCACAAUUAAUUUUUUCUUAUUGUUAUUUUAAUGUCGUGACUAAGGCUCUUUGUCUUUUGGUUUGAAUUAUGUCGCAUACAAGGUAUCCUCCUGAAGAGGCACUGCCAAGGACCGGCAGGGUCAACGAAGUCUGCCAGGAGUGGAUGGUCAGAGAAGAUUCUGCUUUAGCCUAUCAACUUCAAAACCAAGAAUUCUCUGACCAUUUGUCAGGAAAUAGGGUUAGAAAUGCAAUGGUGAGGGAAGACUUCCCAAGGGCCAAGUCUGAGCAACAAAAAGAGCAGGAAAUGGCAGAACAGGCUGCUGCUAUAUACCAGAGAAUGCUUCAAGAGCAAGAAGAAUAUGACCAAAAGGUUGCGAAAGACUUAGCUGAUAAAUUGGAAAGAGAGGAAAGGCUGAAAAAAAGGGCAAUUGAACUUAGAGACCAGAACAUAGCCAGGCAAAUGUUAGAAAUUGAGAGACUUAAAGUUGAAAGACAUCAACAAAUGCCACUUCCUUCUGUUCCUUUAUCCCCAAGUCGUCCAACACCUUUGCUGCCCCCUAGAGUGGCCAAAGAACAGUCUCCACACAGACCAAGCCCUUUAAAUUACCAAGCCAAUUUACCAGCUUUACCAAAAAGGCAGGCAAUGCCCAUGCCAUUACCUACUUCAAAUGGAUUUAGAACUUCUUUAGAGAGAAGGCAAAUAGGAAAUAAUGAUAUAGAAAACAUCAAUAGUGCUGAAUUGUACAUAGAACCAUACAAACCCAGUGACUUAGUGAAUGAAGAUAUGAAUCGAAUUGAGGUAGUUCCAGAUAUUCCUCAAGAUUUAGGGAUACCUUUAGAUGAACUGACUCUAAGACAUAUUCAAGAAGAAAAAGACGCAGAACUAGCGCGUAAACUUCAAGCAGAAGAAGGCAACUUAGAAGACACAAUCCUUAACCGCGACCGUUUAAUGGCCAUAGAAGCCCAAGAUAAGGAAUUGGCCAAACUAUUGCAGGAACGAGAGAGGGCCAAGGCGAAAAGGGCAAAAGAACGGGCCAAACAAAAAGCUUUAGCGAAAAAACAACAACAAUACGGAAGCGAGUGUGGAAGUAUGCAGGGAACGUUACAAAGUAACGCGGAUCCAGGUCAGAUUUUGCCAGACGAUUCGUACGCGUUUCCUGCAGAUCUUUUAACGCAUCCUCAAACGAUUGUGCCGAAGAGCGUUUCGGCUGUACCGGAUAUUUAUAAUGUUCCAAAUCCGGAUGAGGAGGAUAUCAGUUAUAGUUUACCGGCGGACGUGUUGUUGGACAGAGCACAGGGAUUUGGAAGUCCUAAAAGGGCUGCGGAUAGCUUAAGUGGUACUCCGGAAAAGGGAAUGGGUGGUGGAAGUAGACCUACGCAUCUAGAACUUAGGUCUCCCUUAACCAAAAUCAACAAACCAAGACUGCCAGACCCAGAUACAUCUACUGAAACUGCCAAUACUAGUACUGGAAGUCGUUCAGGAGGUACAUCUCCUCACUCGAACAUAGCCAUGGCAAUAGAUCCGACGUAUUCAAGAAGAGGUGGUGGAUAUAAGCCGUCUUCCAGUUACGAUACUACUUCGAGUACCGUCACCACUAGUACGUCUAGUAGUAGUCCAGGCAUGUUGUUACCACCACCAGAUAUUGCUGACGAUGACGACGAUAGCCCUGCACCUCCAUACAUGCCGAUACAGGGUCAACGGAGGACAGCGUCAUUGGAAAAAAAGAAAAAAAAAUCAAAAGAGGGAGGUUGCAAGCAGCAAUAGCCUUUGUUGAAUAAUUUAGUUAAUUGUUAAGUAUUUAAUGAUGAUGGUAGCUAGGAUUUGAUAUUUACCAUUAAUAUCUAUACUAUUGUGUAGAUAAAUAUACACUUACGAUAUGAUAUUAAAUACUUUAGGCAUACAUUUGAAGACUACAGUUUGAUCUGAAUAGCAAUAAUUGCAUUUAUAUUAAGCAUGACAAUUUUUUGGCUUAUGGAAGACAUUUAUUUUUUUGAUAUUAUUUAUUUUUUAGAAUUAAGUUUUUAGAUAUUGAAUAAUCUGCCUGCAUAAGUUGGUUGUCAAGGGAUGACAUUUGCAGGUUGAUGACCCUGAAAAAGCAUUUAAGCACUUAAAAAGCAUCAUAUCAAAAAUAUUUUAAUCUAGUCUGUAUUCUUCAAAAACAUAUGAGUUUUGACAAUAAAAUAAUCUUUACGCGUGGGUUAAGUCCGUCUCCGCCCAAUUUUGAUGGGUUAGCGGGACAAACAAAAAUCAAAACCAAAUAGUUUACUGCUCAAAAUAUAUUAUUUAUAUUGUUUAUUAUAUGUGUAUCUAUAUUAUUUAAACUAGUAUUUAAGUCAGUUUAACAUUUUGGUGGUAGUUAAUAGAUACAUAUGUUAUUGCCAUACUUUUUCCACAGUUUAUAUUUUAUACACUUUUUAUUUGUAACUUUAUUAAUAUAUAUAUCAUUUACAAAAUA
Anthonomus grandis grandis is the source of this 2586-nucleotide messenger RNA. RefSeq lists its product as uncharacterized. The record is from RefSeq and is a predicted model, not a curated record. The transcript has 9 exons. Lineage: Eukaryota; Metazoa; Arthropoda; Insecta; Coleoptera; Curculionidae. The coding region runs from base 219 to 1895 and encodes 558 amino acids.